AUGGCUGUAGAAAUAAAUGGUGAUUUACUUAGUUCAGAGAAUGAAACAACACGACUUCUUGUAGAGAAUGGGGGUGAAACUUUAACGGACGUUCAGAAUGAUAUAAAGUUAGGCUUUACCCUGCGUCGAUGCAUGCUUUUACCUGUUAUCUUUUGUUAUUUCCUAGGAGGAGGCAUGUAUAUGUUUCUGUUGCCUCAGUAUACGCGACACAUUUUUAAAGAAAAGUACACAAGACACGACCCAUCCAGUUUAAACACAACUUACAACGCAUGUGCGAAUGUCAACCAUUCGGAUCCAAAUUACCAGAUAUACUUGAAAAUCCAAAGAGCCACUGCAAAAUGGACUAUAUAUUACGCUAUCGCUUUACUUGUGCCUGCGAUUGUAGGAAAUAUAAUUUGGGUGUCAUUGUCGGACAUACUUGGACGAAAGUUUGGCUUUUACUUGACACUAUUUGGCGCAAUCGUAAGCAAUGGAACUUUUUCGGUGGUUUCAUACUUUAAUCUGAGCUUAUACUUUAUAAUAAUCGGUAAAGCUCUCGACAGUCUAACAGGAUCGUAUAUUGCUUUUCUUGCAAUGAUAUAUUCUUAUACUUGUGAUAUUACUGCACCCGACAAAUCCAGAACACUCGCAAUUGUUUCCAUGGAGCUAUUAGUAGGAAUUACCGUAACAUCAGCGUCCAUGAUUACUGGUUAUUUUAUUGAAGCAGCGGGAUUCUUUUGGCCUUCAUUGACGGCAACAUGCUUACUUAUAAUUGCGAUUCUGAUUGUUCUAUUUUUCGUCCCUGAAACUAAUGACAUUCAGCAACGCAGAGGGUCACAAACAGUACAUUUGACAGCUUCAACAAGAGUAAAACGUGCAAUGCUUAGCAUUCUAGAAGCCUUUAAGAUUUAUUUCACAAACGAUUCCAGAGUGAAACGAAUGAAGUAUAUCUUACUAGUCCUUAGCUUCCUGUUUCUGACCAUCCCGUACUUUAAUCGAGGAGGAAUGGAGAUUUUGUACCAGAUGGGGCAGCCAUUUUGUUGGUCUUCCAAGAAGAUUGGUUGGUUUGCUGCCCUGAAAAUCUCUACAGCGUCUGUGUUUGGAGUUGCUGGCACAUACCUUUUACAAAAAUGUAUGACAGAUGACAUUAUUGCCAUGCUUGGAACAAUCAUCGGGAUUGCCUCGUAUGUUGUGGAGGGUUUUGCAAAACAGUCCAUCAUCUGGUUAGUCCCCGUUAUUAGUGCCACUUCCGGACUUCCUAUCCUGAUGAUUCGCAGUCUGAUGUCGUCUUUGACGCCUGCUGACAAACAAGGUGCAUUGUUUGCCAGUAUCGGGGCAUUAGAUACAGUAUGCACUUUGAUCGGAAUAGUGAGUAGCAACGACAUCUACUCAGCCACAUUAACGAUUAUGAAUGGUUUUGUGUUCGAGAUAAUGGCUGCCUUUUCCCUGAUAGGAGUUAUCUUUCUCGUAGCGUACAUAUUCGUUUCACGGCUUAUGGUAGACACAGACUCGGAAGAUGAUAUCACCAACAGGGUUACUGCAGAUGAGUGAAUGGAUGUGAAAUAUGGGGAAAUAUUUGUCAUCACGAACAUAUUAUACAUCUGUGAGAUUUGCUUUCAGGCUGGUGAAUAGUGAAGUGGUUUCAAACAUGUUUGUAAAAAUAUCAAAGCUUUAUUCGUGUAUAGUCUUUGACAAUAAAACUUUUAACCCUUUUAAUUGUACGUGUGUAUGUUUUGAAUACUGUCAAUUUUAUCUGCGGUGAAAGUUGAUUUUAAUUAUAGUGUUAUUGUUAAAUUGUUCACCGGAGUAAAGAUAUGCUGUAUUAAUGAUCUUAAUAUUUAAUUAUUUUAAAUUAAAUACAAAAUAAAUAUUUAUUUUUGUUUCCCUGUUGUUACCAGUUCAAAGAUUUGAUUAUUUAUGGACAACUAGUAAUUAAAAUUAUACAUACACUAUUGAUCUCUUAAACUUUAAUAUCUAAACGAUUUUAUUAUUCAGGGAACAAAUUCAAACAUUUGUUUCAGAGGGGUUGUAUAUAUGUGUGUGUGUGUGUGACAUUUAUGGAAAAUAUUCAUUAUUGAUAACAAGUUUGUAACCGUGUAUUUAAUAGCAGAAAGCGCAAAAAUAUUAUUAAAUGAUAGGUGAAUGCUACCCGAUUGACUGUGGUCUAAUAUAGUAUUAUAAGGUAGAAAUACUGUGUUUUAUGCUCAUUUCUUUCAAACUCAACUCGGUAUCCUUCAUAAGAACCAUUGUUUUCGACAUUUAUUCAUCCUUUUUGGAAUAUUAAAACAAUAUUAUUGAUUGUGGUAAAUCUUAUUUGGGAGUAAGAGUGCACCUUUAAACAACUAAAACCCUUAAUGAACAAAUGUAUUGUACAGAGUACGUCGGCCGGGGUUUAGUUCUAGCAGAAUAUUAUACUGUAUUAAUGUUAACCAAUGAUGUCAUAAUAAUGACUUGAUUGUAAUAAUGAAUAGUAAUAGUAAAUUGGUAAUCAUAGUUUAAUCGACAAUUUUAAUAUUAUUUUAAUAUAUGUCAGGUUAUUAUAUAGAUAAAUUACGUUUGAACGGUUUAAUAUUUUUUUAAAUGUAGGUUGCACUAUAAACAUCAGGCCAAAAAAGAAUAGCGUCCAUUUCAUGUAACACUGCAAUUGAAUAGGUGAAGUGUGCCGUGUACAUAUAAGCUACUUAAUAAAAAAGAAAGACAUGAACAUUUGUAAAUAAGUUUAAAAGUAAAUAAAAAUAUUUUAAGAUUGCUUUAUGCAAUAAUAUGUUGCUUGAUAUCCAAUUAUAGACAUCGAAUAGUUAUCUACGACUUAAUCUCUUAUUAAAACUGUUUAUCCAUAUAAAUAAAACACGCCUUCGAUUGCAUUUAAUGGCUUCAUCGUGUGUAUGGUCACAUGUUUCGAAGUUGGAAUUAUUUGUUGUUGUAUUUGUUUGUACUUCUUAUCAGUUAUGACUUAGCCAUCCCUU
Messenger RNA from Mya arenaria, 2945 nucleotides. RefSeq names its product solute carrier family 46 member 3-like. Gene Ontology annotation, molecular function: transmembrane transporter activity. Lineage: Eukaryota; Metazoa; Mollusca; Bivalvia; Myida; Myidae. Bases 1 to 1530 code for a protein of 509 amino acids. The transcript has 5 exons. The record is from RefSeq and is a predicted model, not a curated record. Gene Ontology annotation, cellular component: membrane. Gene Ontology annotation, biological process: transmembrane transport.